AUGCCCCCACCUGGGAAACCUGCCGACGUCUCGGCGGCCAACAAAGAACGCAAUGAAUAUAUUCCAUCCUUCAUCUCAAAGAAGCCCUUCUAUAUUGACGAUGAUUCGACAACCUCGGAUUACUUGGAACACCAGCGGUUGCAGAAAUCCACUUCAGAUCAGGCAACCUGGUACGAUCGUGGUAAGCGGGCAGGCCCUGCUGCCACGAAAUAUCGCAAAGGCGCAUGCGAGAACUGUGGCGCUAUGACGCACAAAACCAGGGACUGUCUAAGUCGACCUCGAAAACAAGGUGCCAAGUGGACAGGGAAGGACAUCCAAGCUGAUGAAAUUGUUCAAGACGUGCAGCUGGGCUGGGAUGCGAAGAGAGACCGCUGGAAUGGCUACGACGCUUCAGAGUACCAGACAGUGGUGGAUGAAUUCCAGGAGAUGGAGGAGUUAAAGCGACAGACCAAAGGCCAAAUGGACGGGCAGCGGAAGCAGCUUGAGAAUGGCAACGAAGACGAUGAGGGAAAUGAAGAGGCCAAAUAUGCAGAAGAAUCGGAUAUGGGUCGAACGCAAAGUACUGCUACGAGGAACCUCCGGAUUCGAGAAGAUACUGCAAAAUAUUUACUGAAUUUGGAUUUGGACUCUGCAAAAUACGACCCUAAAACGAGAUCGAUGGUCGAUGCUGGUGCAACUGCAGAUCAAUCGGCUGCUCUCGUGGCGGAGGAUAACUUCAUGCGCGCAUCGGGUGACGCAGCCGAGUUUGACAAGGCGCAAAAAUAUGCGUGGGAGUCGCAAGAGACGGGCGGAAGGAACAAACUUCAUUUACAGGCCAACCCCACGUCCGGCGAAUAUUUCCGUCGGAAGCAGAAGGAGGAGACUGACGCUAAACGUGAAGCUCAGCGCAAAGUAUUAUUGGAGAAAUACGGUGGUGAGCAACACCUGCAACCGGCGCCUCUACGAGAUGCAGCAAUCACGGAAUCGGAACUUUACGUCGAAUAUGACCCAAGCGGUGGUAUAAAGGGGGCUGCAAAGGUUUCCGCCAAGUCCAAAUAUCCUGAGGAUAUUCAUCCGAAUAAUCAUACUUCGGUAUGGGGUAGCUGGUGGUCAAACUUCACUUGGGGUUACGCCUGCUGCCAUUCAACAGUCAAAAACAGCUACUGCACAGGAGAAGAAGGAAAGAAGGCACAUGAAGAAGCUAGCCAGGCAAGACUUGGCGAAAGUUUGCAAGAGGACAGUGUGAAACGGAUCGAGGAAGGCAGUGCAAUGUCACGUCCUGAUGGCGAAGACGGGGCGCAAGAGCUUUCUAGGCAAAUUGCAGAGACUCAUCCUGAACCCGCCCCAAAGAAAAGAACGUUGGAGGAGAUGCAGAGUGGCAUUGACGAAGAGGAGAUUGAGACAUAUCGGCGAAAACGCACGUCCGCCCAAGAUCCCAUGGCUGCAUACUUAGGGCGCGAUGAGCUGGUGGAGUAA
Xylona heveae TC161 is the source of this 1455-nucleotide messenger RNA. RefSeq lists its product as hypothetical. NCBI's taxonomy places the organism in Eukaryota, Fungi, Ascomycota, Xylonomycetes, Xylonales, Xylonaceae. Gene Ontology annotation, biological process: mRNA splicing, via spliceosome. The coding region runs from base 1 to 1455 and encodes 484 amino acids. The record is from RefSeq and is a predicted model, not a curated record. Gene Ontology annotation, cellular component: spliceosomal complex. The transcript has a single exon. Gene Ontology annotation, molecular function: pre-mRNA 3'-splice site binding.